Messenger RNA from Scylla paramamosain (green mud crab), 4677 nucleotides. RefSeq names its product sorting nexin-27-like (gene Snx27). Bases 103 to 1578 code for a protein of 491 amino acids. Gene Ontology annotation, cellular component: early endosome. NCBI's taxonomy places the organism in Eukaryota, Metazoa, Arthropoda, Malacostraca, Decapoda, Portunidae. The record is from RefSeq and is a predicted model, not a curated record. The transcript has 10 exons. Gene Ontology annotation, molecular function: phosphatidylinositol-3-phosphate binding; protein binding. Gene Ontology annotation, biological process: signal transduction; intracellular protein transport; endocytic recycling.
GAGCGAGAGAGGGAAGGAGGGUGGGAGGGCCAGCUGGCAGGUGAGCUUACACAGGUAUCAUGGCAAAGGGAGAGAGACAGUGAAAACAAACUUGCAGCCGCCAUGAGCCAAUUUAACCCCGGUCCUCGUGUGGUGACCAUUUACAAGACUGACACGGGGUUCGGGUUCAACGUGAGAGGUCAGGUCAGCGAGGGAGGGCAGUGGCGGCCGAUCAAUGGUGACCUGUACCCUCCCCUGCAGCAUGUUUCCGCCGUGCUGGAGGGCGGCGCGGCGGAGCAGGCGGGCAUACGGAAGGGCGACAGGAUUCUGGAAGUCAAUGGGGUGAAUGUGGAGGGUGCCGAACAUCGCUAUGUGGUGGAGCUCAUCAAGCAGGGCGGCGAUGUGCUCAGGCUCACUGUCAUCUCUGUCUCAAGGAAGGAGGCAGAGAGGUUGGAGCCAAGUGAGGAGACUUCUGGGUUCUCAUACAUAGACUACAGUGAGAAGCGAUCUCUGCCCAUCUCCAUCCCAGACUACUCAUACAUAGAGGCUGGAGGGGACAAGUAUGUGGUGUUCAAUAUCUACAUGGCCGGCAGACACCUAUGUGCCCGCCGCUACAGGGAGUUCUCAAACCUUCACAAUAAUCUCAAGAGGGAGUUUAUGGAUUUCAACUUCCCUAAGCUCCCAGGGAAGUGGCCCUUCUCGCUUUCAGAACAACAGCUUGAUGGAAGACGCAGAGGUCUGGAGCUGUAUUUAGAGAAAGUGUGUGCUGUGAGGGUGAUAGCCGAGAGUGACAUCAUGCAGGAUUUCCUCAAUGACUCAGAUGAUCAUCAGGGUAACAGUAUUCGUGUGGACCUGAAAGUGCUGCUGCCAGACAAGAGUGUGGUGACAGUGACGCAGGCAAAGAACGUGUUGGCCCAUCAAGUGUACCAGGCAGUGGUGGAAAAGAUCAACAUUCCACCUGAGACAGCCAAGUGCUUCGCCCUCUUUGAAAUUGUGGAGUACAACUUUGAACGAAAAAUCAGCGAUGAUGAGUUUCCCCACAACCUGUACAUCCAGAACUACAGCACAGCCACAGCCACCUGCUUGUGCAUCCAUCGGUGGAUAUUCAACCCACACAGAGAGCUGCGACUUUGUGCCUCAGACGACAUGGCACACACCUGGCUCUUUUGGACAGCGGUGGAGGAUGUGAACCGGGGACACAUCAAGCCCACUGACCAAUUGUACCAACUGAAGGCCCUGCAGGACGUGGCCAGAAAGGAACAAUAUCUCCAGGUGGUGCGAGGCUGUGAAGGGUAUGGAGACAUUGUGUUCCCUCACUGCCCCUGUGACUCGAGGAAGAAGGGCCAUGUGGUCGCCUUUGUGGGGUACAAGUCCUUCAGGCUGCAGGCGUGUAAAGAGGAUGGCUCAUUACAGAGUCAGAUAAUCGAUUUUGCCUGGUCAACAAUUGAGAAGUAUGAAGUGGAUGAUGAGGCGAUGGCAUUCUGCUUCCUAUACAGGCAAACAGAGGAGCUCAUCAGAUGGGUCAAGAUUUUCACACCAUAUUACCACUUCAUGGAGGAAUGCUUCCAGCGGGUGCAGGAGGAACACCAGUGGACGUAGGGAGACAGGAGCUGUAGAGUGUAAGACCCGAAGUGUGUGUGUGUGUGUGUGUGUGUGUGUGUGAUGCUAUGGUGGUGUGCUGGACAUGAUGUGAGGACUUCAUUGGCAUUCGUUGAGUGAUAUCUGAACACAUGUACACGUCGACACAUAAACCACUGUUUGAACGUGAGCGGUUAAGUUUUUAGGAAGUGUUGUGUUUAUAUUGAGAGAAAAUGAGUAAUUCUUUUAACAGACUAUCUUGGAAGUAGUGAGAAAUCUUGGCUGAGGCGUGGUGGUCAGCACUGCCCAAUACUCAUCUUGUGAGGUCUCUGUCCCCUUACUGGUCUAGGAGGGCUGGAGACACUUCAGUUUUUAUGCCCUCAGUCAUGAUUACUUUUUACGGCAACAUAAUAAUGUGUUUCAUUGCAGCCAGAUAGGAUAUUUAUAAGGCUUGAAAAUUCAAUGAAAAAUACGUAUGUGACAUUUGUAUGUUUUGUGAGCUUACGGCUCUAGUCAGCUGAUCCUCAAGUCACUUUAGUUUUUGUUGAGUGUGUAUGUAACUCCUGCUGCAGUCACUUGUCUCCCAGUACAGCUCUUCAUUUCAGAACAACACGUCUGUCAGACACUCACAUUGCUCAGACCACACUACCCAUGAGUGCACAAAGUCCUGCCCUGUGUCUCCCCUUGACCAGUACCUUUGGGAACAAGUACUGUACGUAUUCUUGUACUCGCGACCUGACAAUUACACUUGCCGUCUAUCUGCCUGUCCCUCCUCCUGUCCCUCACUUCUCUCCGCUGUUUCCUGAGAGACGAGAGAAGUAGUACGUGAGCAGUCCUCAGCCAGCCCAAGACUGCAAGCAUUUGGCUGGAAGUAAGAUUUAAUCUAGUUAACAGAAGGCAAAGAAUAUAUUUUUAUCUUAAAGCCAGUUGUCACGCUCCAAUUAUUUUUGUUGUUUUACAAAAUAUACUAUACAUAGCAAUAGGUAGCCGAGAUAUAUGUAAUGGGAUUGAGUGUUACAUGAUACAGUAUAGCUUACUGCUUGUGAUGAGCUUGCCUGUAUGUGAAAGGCAGGAGUGAAGGGGUGUGAGUGUGUGAAGUGUGUGGUGUGCACAGGAUACAGCCUGCUGGAGAUAUUAUUUGGAACAGCAUAUCCAGGAGCUACUGUGUGUGUGUGUGUGUGUGUGUGUGUGUGUGUGUGUGUUUGUGUGUGUGUGAUACUUGUGAAGGAUUGUGCAUUUACUGUUUGGAAAAGACCAAGAAUGUAAGUUGCAGGAAUGUGUUCUGUAGCUAAUUUAUAGAUGACAGUGUGGAUAUAUAUAUAUAUAUAUAUAUAUAUAUAUAUAUAUAUAUAUAUUCUACACUUGUUCACUCCUUUGAAGUCAUUGGUGGUUCUGUUCCAUGAAGUUAGUUGUAUUCAUUGUUAUAGAUUUACAUAUUUUCUUCCAAUAUGAAGUGAUGAUAACAAGAGCAGUAUUCCCCAGCCAGCCAGCCUCACUAGUCUGUCUGUUCAGUAAGUCGCCACAAGUUAAAUUGACGUGCCCCAAAUAUUCACACAGCAUCCUCACAGGCUCACCGGGUGUCAGGUGGUGGUGACAAACUCCUGCCUGGCGGUGGUGUGUGGCGGCCACCUGUUGUAUGUGAUAUGCUUCGUAUGAGUCCUCCAGUCAUAGGUUUACAUGACAUAUCAGCCCCAGUGUUAUAAUGGAUCUUAAGUUUGAAGUUAGUCCCAGUUUAUUUCAUAUCGUAAUAAUUUCACCAUAGCAAUAUAUUAGAACCUACGCAAAUACCAGGGAGACUUAUGCACGCAUUGUCUCAUACAACGUGUAAUAUUUUGUUAUCCUACUACUGUUGUUAUUGAAGCUCACUUACUGUCAUGAUGGAAACUGGCACUCUCAAGAAAGGCUUAUAAAACUCCUGUAGGAGAAAUCAUGUAUUGUGCUAAUGCCCUUGGGAUGAGCUCCUCCCAGGACAGUGUUACUUACUCAGACAGUUUGGGUUUGGGUUUCCUCGUAGACAUUCCACACUCGUCCCUGAUAAAUGUGAUGAAAACCUUCCAUGUUACGUUCAGCCUCUUAGCUAUUUAUUUUGUAUUGACCCUUUUGGUGGCUCAGACAAUAGGUAUGAAGAUAUCAAGAUGCAUUUCCCUUCCCCUCAAUGGACUAAGCUUCAUAACAUUCUCAGUAGCAAUACAGUGAUACGACACUAUAGUCACCUGAAGACUCCACACACCUGUGACAGCCACACUCCUACAGCUUAGUUAGGUUGAUGCACCAGAGGCCUCCUGUUCAUGCAUUUUCACCUGGGCUUUUACCUGGCUUUCCCUCCUUUUCUGUGGUAGCAUUACUUUUCUUGAUAAAAGAAACUGUGUUAUAUUGAAAAAUACCUGUGCCAUAGAAGCUACUGGUUAUAGAUGCUUAAAACUAGGAGGAUGUUGGCAUUAGGUGUUACAGACAUAGAGAGUUAGGAACUGACUAUCCAAUCAUGUAUUUUUCUAUUCAGAUCAGAGUGAGUAAAUCCUUGUUGAUCAUCACCCACAACACAAGAGGGAUAGAUUUAUUUUAUCACUGCAGCUUCUUGUGUGUCUAUCAUGACUGACAACUCAGUGAAAUAUCUUGAUACUCUAUUUUUUUUUUCUCCCUCUCUCUGAUUUCACUGAGGUUAGCAUUACCAAAGAUUCUAGAAUGAUAUACAUUAACAUAGGAGAGCCCUGUAAUAUUGGCUCUUUUAUGAUUUUAUUUGAAAUAUAAUAUAUUUUUUCUUUACCUAGUUUGUAUAACACACCAACACGUAUGAAUCAAAAGCAUCUGAUUGGUGAGCAGACACUUAAAUUUUAAAUUGUGAUUCACUAUGCAGGUUUUAUUUGCGAGUUUCAACUUUUUAAUUUUUUACCUAGAAACAUUUUAUUAAAUGUAUUUUACCCUGUAUGUAUUUAAAUUGUCAAUACUUCCUUAGUAAUAACACUAAUUAUGCCAAUUUAUGUAACAGCACCAAUUGUAAUUAUAACAAUAUGCAUGCAAACAUUUGAUGUAUAUAAUUACAUGCCAUAUUUAUGAUCCAAGGUACUGUGUACCUAUUAAAUCAUCUACAUUAAUCAUGUAUAUAUACUAUAUAUCUAUGAA